This is a messenger RNA of Rhodotorula graminis WP1, 993 nucleotides long. RefSeq lists its product as uncharacterized. The coding region runs from base 1 to 993 and encodes 330 amino acids. NCBI's taxonomy places the organism in Eukaryota, Fungi, Basidiomycota, Microbotryomycetes, Sporidiobolales, Sporidiobolaceae. The transcript has 4 exons. The record is from RefSeq and is a predicted model, not a curated record. Gene Ontology annotation, molecular function: intramolecular lyase activity.
AUGCUCUCGCGCCCUGCCAUCCGCGCCACCUCGCUCGCCCGCGCCGCCGCCUCUCGCCCCUCCUCCUCCUCCUCGUCGUCGACCUCGCCCCGCUCGAUCGCGACCAGGGCCCGACUGCCGCGCAACCCGCACUCGCCCAACUGGGGCCUCGUCGGUGCCGCUGCUGCAGCGACAGGCCUCGCAGCCGCAGCCUACCACCUCAAGCCAGAGUGGCUCCCGACCCCGGCGCCCCUGCACGCCGAUGCGCCUCCUCCUGUCGGCGUCCACCUCGAUCCGACCACCAAGACGCCCUUCCCGACCCGCCUCACCUCGCCCGACGGCACCCAGCUCCGCCUCGUCGGCACCGGCGUCCGCACCGUCUCGUUCCUCGCCGUAAAGGUCUACGCCGUCGCCUUCUACGUCAGCGAGCGCGAGCUCGACCUCGCACGCCAGGGCAAGCUCGCCGGCUGGAACGCCUACACGCCCGAGCGCCUCAUCCCGCCCUUCAAGGUCUCGGCCGUCGACGCCACUGCGCCAAACCGCCUCGUCGGCGAGGAGCUCGUCGAGACGCUCCUCGAAAAGGCAGAUGCCGCCGUCGUUAUCAUCCCGCUCCGCAACACGUCCCUCCCUCACCUUCGCGACGGCUUCUCUCGCGCGCUCGUCGCCCGCAUGAAGGUGCCUCGAGUCUCGAACGAGUUCACCGACACGAUGAACGAGGCAACAGGCGCCGCCAUGGUCGACUUCAAGAGCUUCUUCCCCUCGAGGACGGUGCAGAAGGGCAUGCCGCUCGAGCUGUACUACAGCGCGAAGGACCGCUCGGUCACGUUUCAGCUUCGAGACGAGAACACGCACCGCCCCGAGGUCCUCGGCACCCUGCGCGAGCCGACCCUCGCGACCCAGCUCAUGGCGUCCUACUUCUCGAACGACAACGCGCCCUCGCCCGAGCUCGUCAAGAGCGUCGCGAUGGGCAUGGAUCCGGCGAGCGACAGGGUGCAGCAGCAGCCGCAGCAGUAG